AUGGCUACUCGAGUUUAUAUUGGUCGUCUAUCGUAUCGUGCGUCUGAACGUGACAUCGAACACUUCUUUCGUGGAUACGGACGUAUUCGUGACAUUGUACUGAAGAACGGUUUUGGGUUUGUGGAGUUUGAUGAACCGCGUGAUGCUGAUGACGCGGUGUACGAUCUCAAUGGAAAGGAAUUGGCUGGAGAGCGUGUGAUGUUGGAGUUCUCGAAGCGUGGUCCUCGAGCCGGUGGUGGUGGUCGUGGUUUCGAUCGUUAUCCUCCCCCAAGGCGAGAUGCCAGUUCUAGAUAUGGUCCUCCAACACAGACUCGUCACCGUAUGAUCGUCGAAAACCUGUCGACACGUAUCUCCUGGCAGGAUCUCAAAGAUUUGAUGCGCAAAGCUGGUUGCGAAGUUACGUUCGCUGAUGCCCACAAAAAUGAAAGAAAUGAGGGGGUUGUGUGUUUUGCUACUCGUGAAGAUUUGGAGCGUGCUUUGGACAAGCUUCAAGGUGAAGAUGUGAACGGUCGCAAGCUGAAGCUAAUUGAUGAUUCUGAGAAGCGCAGCCGUAGCCGAUCUCGUGAUAGAAAGCGCUCGAGGAGCCAUAGCCGCAGUCGUUCUGGUUCGAGGUCGCGAAGCCGUUCGCGCUCAAGAAGCCGUAGCAGGUCUCGCUCACGCUCGCGCUCUCGCACUCGCUCGCGUAGUGCUUCUCCUAAGAAGAACGGCAAUGAUGACGAUCACAGCAAGUCUAAGUCUAGAUCGAGAAGCCACUCUCGUGAAGGAUCCAACCGUUCAGCUUCCCCUGCAGCCAACGGUGAUGCAGAUAUGCGAUCCCGAUCCAGAUCGCAUAGCCCUAGUCCCCCAAAUGAUGAUUAG
Ostertagia ostertagi is the source of this 858-nucleotide messenger RNA. NCBI's taxonomy places the organism in Eukaryota, Metazoa, Nematoda, Chromadorea, Rhabditida, Trichostrongylidae. The record is from the annotation of a GenBank genome assembly.